AUGGAGUUACCUCAACCAUCACCACCUCCUCCACCACCGCAAACAACGGCAGCACCACCCUCCGGUUUCUCAAUUGCCGACCUACCGCCGGCCACAGUUGCGGCAGUGCCGGCCACCACCUAUGAUUUGUCUUCACUUUUUGAUCCACUGGGCCAAACUUCAUGGGCCAUGCAACAGAGGGCCAUAGACUUACGUCAAUACCUAGCUGCUGCUGCUGCUCCAUCAACCACCUCUGGUGCUGACAUUCAAGCCGUGGCACGUGACAUUCCUCAUAGACAUGGGUCUCCUCCAUCACCUCCUGCGUCAAGCUCCAAUGCUUCACCAUCUCUAUCGCAUUCUAAAUGA
Molecule: messenger RNA, 345 nt
Organism: Glycine soja
Lineage: Eukaryota; Viridiplantae; Streptophyta; Magnoliopsida; Fabales; Fabaceae
Product: LOB domain-containing protein 18-like
Exons: 1
Coding region: 1-345 (114 amino acids)
Source: RefSeq, a predicted model, not a curated record